UGAAGAAAAUAAUUCUGACUCCACUCAGUUUUCUUUAACUGUUCAGUUUUCGCCUGAGAAACCUCCCCUCUUUACGCUACAGCAGCUGAAGGAAUAUUUGGAAUACCGAAGUGUUUUUUUGCAGUGAUUUCUUUUUAUCAUCUUAAUUCUCCACUGCCUCUAAAAGAAAUAAUCCGAAUUUGGAUCCAUCUGGUUUCAGGAUUGGAAAGCGAGUCUCCAAGCAGAACAAAAAUGUUUAUAAAGGAUCUGCUCUUCAUCUUCCUCCUCGGGAGCCUGCCUUUUGCAGCACUUGCUCAAGAAGCAAGCUCAGUUCUAGAAGGAGAGGAGAGUGCAACAACUGAUUUCAGAAAUGACACAGACUUUGAAGAAUUGCCAACAAUGUUUGGGGAGCUGAAGACCACAGAAAGUUCCUUUGUCCCAGAGGGAGAAAUUGAAAAUGCUACUGCUUAUGAAGUUAACACACCAAGAGUUGAUGGUAAAAAGACACCAAGUGUUGAUGAUGAACGACGUGGGGAACCAGAGGAGACUGAUGCAGGUGGCCUGGGAACAAUUGCACUGGUUGGAAUAAUUGUUGGAAUCAUUGUUGCAGUUGGAAUCCUUGCAGGAAUCGUAAUUGCAGUUGUGAGGAAGAUGUCAGGCAGGUACUCGCCCUAAAUACAGUUGAAGCAAGCAACCAUGCCAUUCCAUGCUGGAAAACACAAGUGCUUCUUAUUUUAUACAAACUAAAGACUAUUCCUGUAUUGUGUGAGAAGAUGAUCCAUGGAAAUAUAGCCAAAGAAUUUCAGAUCUAUGGGGAUACCACACAGCUCUAAGGACCACCCUCACACCCGACUUGCACAGAUCACAGAACAUUUCAUAGGAUUUUUUACUAACCAGAAUUUUACUAGAAGAAAAAGAUUUUGCAGUAAGGAAAAAAAAAAUUCUUGCAGCAAUGAGCUGUACAUCAGAAAUGUGAUUUGCAGGUAUUAUAUGCUUGGGUUUUAAAUGCUACCAAAGAUUAUUUCACAUUACAUUAUAUGUAUUCUUUUAAAACAAACAAACAAACAAAAAAUAACAAAAACAAAACAAAACAGAAGUGGUUUUGGCUGGUUUAGUGCUCCUGGCAUGUUUAUUUACCACAUGAUGUAUCAAAAAGGAGGAAUUAGCUUCAGUGAGAACCAGUUAUCUACAAAGUAGGAAAAUACUGGAUAUUGGAAGCUAAAAUCCAUUACUGAUACAGAUU
Catharus ustulatus (Swainson's thrush) is the source of this 1222-nucleotide messenger RNA. RefSeq names its product podoplanin-like. The transcript has 6 exons. The coding region runs from base 232 to 654 and encodes 140 amino acids. NCBI's taxonomy places the organism in Eukaryota, Metazoa, Chordata, Aves, Passeriformes, Turdidae. The record is from RefSeq and is a predicted model, not a curated record. Gene Ontology annotation, cellular component: apical plasma membrane; basolateral plasma membrane; filopodium. Gene Ontology annotation, molecular function: protein-folding chaperone binding; chemokine binding; signaling receptor binding. Gene Ontology annotation, biological process: positive regulation of cell migration; cell morphogenesis; response to hyperoxia.